AAACUUAAACAAAAAAAAAAAAAAAAAACUUUGCUUCUUGUCUCUGAACUGGGUAUCUUGUUAACUGGAAACCCGGUUUAGGGCCUUUAAUUCCAACACAACUAAAAAAAAUCGGGUGACUUUUAUCUCAAAGAUCCCAUUUUUAUAUAAAUUUUAUGUACUAGUACUUGUUAAUCUAAUAAAAUGGAAAUAAAUGGAGGUGAUUGUAAUUCUGGGGAUAAAUCCCAAGCUGAAACAUCCGUUUUGAGUUCGAAAGUAUCCUUAAAUCACGUUGGAGAGGUUACUCUCACUCUUAAUUCAGAUGGGUUGUCUUGGAAAUCGCUUGAUUCCGGCGAUAAUGGUGGAUCAACUUGUUUGGGGAUUAAACUUGUUCCUGAUAUCCCAACAGAGGUAAAAUUCUCUGAUAUCUAUGCUGUAGAGGUAGCCGACAGUGGUAUGAUUCAAGAAUCAAAUCUUACUAGUGUUGGAGAAUGUUUCUUGGGGAAUGAAUCUCAUGAUUCUGAGAUGAACCACUUUAUAAUACAUUCUUUUCAGAAGUCUAAGUCUCAGGCUUGCCUUUGGAUCGUGGCCAUGUACAGUUUUGGUCACAAGGACUUGCAGACUUGUCAGAUGUGGGUGAAUAAAAUUAAUGAUUCUCUAAAUAAGGAAGUUGGGAGACCAAGGAAUCUUCUGGUAUUUGUUCAUCCAAUGAGUGGGAAAGCAAAUGGCCGGAGGACUUGGGAACAUGUGGCUCCUAUAUUUGCACGUGCUAAAAUAAACACGAAGGUGAUUGUAACACAGAGGGCAGGGCAUGCAUUUGAUGUGAUGAAAUCUACUACAAACGAAGAGCUGAAUUCAUAUGAUGGUGUUAUAGCUGUUGGUGGUGAUGGUUUCUUCAAUGAAAUUCUUAAUGGUUUUCUUUCUUCAAGGCAUAAAGCUCCUUUCCCGCCUGCCCCAUCAGAUUUUCUUGACACUCUGAGGAAUGAUGUCAACUCCUUAGAUUACGCUUCAAAUGUAGCAUGUUCUGAGACUCAUUACAACAAAGAGAGUGAUCCUCUUCUCCCAAGUUCGGCACAUAAUGAAUUGGGAUUAUCUCCUUUGGGAACUGAUGAUGGAUCUCACUCCAUAGAUCAGGAAAUUGAGUAUCUGCUUCCUAAUCAGAGGUUUAGAUUUGGAAUAAUUCCUGCUGGUUCAACAGAUGCCAUUGUGAUAUGCACCACUGGGGCUCGAGAUCCUAUAACAUCUGCAUUACACAUUGCCCUGGGUAAGAGGGUGUGCCUUGAUGUUGUUCAAGUUGUAAGAUGGAAAACUACAUCUACCUCAAAGGUUGAACCUUGUGUACGCUAUGCGGCUUCUUUUGCUGGGUAUGGAUUUUAUGGAGAUGUCAUUACAGAGAGUGAAAAAUACCGGUGGAUGGGCCCCAAACGUUAUGACUAUGCAGGAACAAAAGUGUUUUUGAGACACAGGUCAUAUGAAGCAGAAGUAGCAUACCUGGAAGUUGAAUCUGAAAAAAAGAGUUCAAUUCCAGAUGGAAGUAGGAUGUUUGGUAAGGUGCGAAGCUUGAAAAGAAAAAAAUGUGAAAGAAUUAUUUGCCGAGCCAAUUGCAAUGUGUGUAAUACACAGCCAGUUUAUUCUUCCACAAGAUGCCCCUCUGCAACACCUGACAUGAUUUCACAAGAAAAAAGAUGGUUGAAAUCUAAAGGGCGUUUCCUUAGUGUUGGGGCAGCCGUAAUGUCUAACCGAAAUGAAAGGGCACCUGAUGGUUUGGUGGCUGAUGCACACCUUUCAGAUGGUUUCCUGCAUCUUCUAUUAAUUAAAGACUGCCCUCACGCAUUAUACCUUUGGCACCUUACGCAGCUAGCAAGGAAAGGCGGAAACCCCCUAGAUUUCAACUUUGUGGAACAUUAUAAGACCCCAGCCUUUACAUUCACUUCCUUCGGCAAUGAGAGCGUCUGGAAUCUGGAUGGUGAGCUUUUUCAAGCACACAAACUUUCAGCACAAGUGUUUCGAGGCCUGGUUUGCCUAUUUGCAUCUGGUCCUGAAGUUUAGUCGGAGACAUAGGAGUGAAGGUCUCAUCAAAGCAGUCAAGUAAUUAACUUUAUACCAACACAGUUUUGUAUCAACAAAAAUGCAAUCUAGUAAUUGAUGAUACACAUCAACAAGGCAUAUAAGGUGGCCUUAAAAAGGUCAUCACAGUUAGAUGAAACCACAUAGUACAAGAAAUUACGAUGGAGGUGUGACACUGAUACAGCAUUUUACUUUAUGUAUGAAUUUUGUUGCUUUAGCAUGGAUGACCUCAAAGUUAUUUCUUACUGAUUUUCAUCACCACCAUUGAAGACCACAAAGAAUCAUGGCUGUGUCCAUGUCACGCCUUCAGCGGUUUAGCCUAAACUUCAAGAUCAAUUUUAGUCCAAGUCGUUUGAUCAUCUUUAUAAUUUUCACCCUAAUUUUCUUGAUAUUGCAAGACAAGUUUCUUCAUCAAUACCAUAUACUUUACCGUAUGUUGUUUAUUGCUUGGAUUCAAAUAAAAUUUUCAUAUGGUUUAAUCAUGUGCUUGUAUCAGUUGUAUGUAAAUACUAAUAGGAAGAUUAGGAAAUUAUCCAUUGAACGGUAAUCAGUGCAAUUGUAACAUUGAAAAUAUGAAUUUAACUAAUUUGAUUAAAUUAAUAUGGACAACACUAUAAUCUAUAGAUGCAUUUUAUGGAGGUUUUUUUCUUUUUUAUAACAAAGGUCACGGUAUGAAAUAAAAAAAUAAAAUAAGGGU
Messenger RNA from Durio zibethinus, 2743 nucleotides. Its product is annotated as ceramide kinase-like. Gene Ontology annotation, molecular function: ceramide kinase activity. Gene Ontology annotation, biological process: ceramide metabolic process; phosphorylation. NCBI's taxonomy places the organism in Eukaryota, Viridiplantae, Streptophyta, Magnoliopsida, Malvales, Malvaceae. The record is from RefSeq and is a predicted model, not a curated record.